UGAUGACAGGCAGAUAUGCCUACACUCUGAGCAAUGUUGAAACAAGUGAGAGAUAAAUAUACAUUAAAAAGAAUAAUAAUAUGCAUAAUCUUUUUUCUUCUAGGAAUACCAGUGCUAUUCUGAAUUUGGUACAUCCAAAAAAAAUAAUAUGGACUCCACUUUGGCUCUCCUGUUUUCUCUGAUGCACAUUUUAAGUGUGUGCUCAGCUGCUCCUCUGCCAAUGGAAGUAGUGAAGAUGAAAUCCAAAGUGAAAUGGAUGGCCGAACAGCUGGUGGUGAGGCUGAACAAAGACUUCCAGGUCCCGGCUGGUCUGACUCUCGGCACACCUGCUGAUGAUUUGGAUGGACCUUCCUCCAUUGUGGUGGUCUUGGAGGGCUAUAACAGCCUGAUCUCUGACACCUUUAGCGGGGUCGCUCAGGUCAAGUUUGACAUCUCUUCGCUGACAGGUUACCUCGAUCAGUGGAGGCAGGGCCACUGCAGUGAGCAGUGGCCAAAGCCCUCCGUGCCGGGGCCGAUGCAAGAGCUCCUGCGCCGAAAGGAGUUCAUACACACAGUGACCAUUGAGGCGCUCAUGAGAGUGAAGGAGAUCCUCAGUCUGCUACUAAACAAUCUGGAUCAUCUUGAGAUUUGCUGAAAGACAGACAUGAGGACCGGGCUGCAUCCGUGAUGUCUGACUUCCCACAUGGCACGGCUGAACUUUUGCAAUGUAUUUUUGAAGGAAAUCUAUUCUUGAACAUGCACUUAUUUAUACACAUUUAUUUAUAUAGUUUUAUUUAUAUAGUUUAAUCAGAAAAUAUAUAUUUUGUAACAUUGUCUUCUUAUCGGGAUGUUUGCAGGUUUAGUUUCUGCGGGAUUGUUUUCUAUGCAAACUGAUCUAAAGAUAAAUCAUGCGUUUGUAUUUUGACACGACUUUUAUAUCAACAAAGCGCUCUCAGUGAUAAACAUGGUCAGGAUGCUAAACCACCUGGCCGGCUGCAGCCAGAGGAAACCUCAGUUUCUGGAAAACCCUGAAAACAAUGUUGAAACUUGCCAAGAAUAUCAACAGGUGUUUGUACUAGAACGACGAGGACAGGAGAGGAAACG
This is a messenger RNA of Cyclopterus lumpus (lumpfish), 1083 nucleotides long. RefSeq names its product leptin-like. NCBI's taxonomy places the organism in Eukaryota, Metazoa, Chordata, Actinopteri, Perciformes, Cyclopteridae. Bases 149 to 634 code for a protein of 161 amino acids. The record is from RefSeq and is a predicted model, not a curated record. The transcript has 2 exons.